UUUUUUGUUUUGGUGAUAACUAGAGGUCACCCUCUUCUAUAUACAAAACCAAAAACACACCACCUUACAUAACAAAACAAUCUCUCUUUCGUUACAAAAACAAAUUUAGUUCUUGUUUAUUCACCAAAGAAAGUGCUAAUUGUUUUUUAAUGGCGAUUCAAGCCCGAUUAUAUUCGGAGAAUAAUCUUGUGUAUCCGUUCGCUGGUGAUCAAGAUGGUAUUGUUGGUGAAAAUUCGUCACAUGAUUUGAUGGGAAAUGGUUUUGGCGUCAAUGAUAUAUAUCUAUACAAUCUUCAAUAUGAUCAACAGUCGUCACAACCAUUCGUCAAGAAUCAAGUUUUUUGUUUAGAUGAUAAUGGGCUUAACAAACCAAGUUUGACACAUUCUCGAUCUGUUGCAGCUCAAAUUCAAAAAGAAAAUCAAGAAACUGAAAGGUUCAUUAGUUUACAGCAUGAAAGAUUAAAAUUAGCUUUGCAAGCACAUAGAAAGCAACAAUUCUUAACAAUCUUGAAGAAUUGUGAAUCAAAAUCCGAGCUAUUGUUAAGACAAAAAGACGAAGAGAUCAAACAAGCAACAAACAGAAGAAUCCAGCUAGAAGAAAUUCUUAGAAAAACCGAUAUAGAGCGACAACAAUGGCAAAUGGUUGCAAACCAAACCGAAGCAAUGGUGAUAAAUUUAAACAACAAAAUUGAAGAAUUGACUAGAGAUCAAGUUGAAGAUGAAGGUUCAUGUUGCAAUGAAAAUGCUAACAAUGCAAAUAGUAAUGGUGGUGAAAACAAGAAGAAAAAUAUAUGCAAAAGCUGCUAUAGAAAAGAUUCAUGUGUGGUAAUGCUUCCAUGUAGACAUCUUUGUUCAUGUAAAUCAUGUGAUGCUUUUCUUAAUACAUGUCCAGUCUGCAAUAUGGUAAAAAAAUCUACCAUACAACUUUCUUUUUCUUGAUUUUUAAUUUUU
Molecule: messenger RNA, 950 nt
Organism: Erigeron canadensis
Lineage: Eukaryota; Viridiplantae; Streptophyta; Magnoliopsida; Asterales; Asteraceae
Product: probable BOI-related E3 ubiquitin-protein ligase 2
Exons: 2
Coding region: 150-938 (262 amino acids)
Molecular function (GO): ubiquitin-protein transferase activity
Source: RefSeq, a predicted model, not a curated record